Penicillium roqueforti is the source of this 396-nucleotide messenger RNA. RefSeq lists its product as uncharacterized. NCBI's taxonomy places the organism in Eukaryota, Fungi, Ascomycota, Eurotiomycetes, Eurotiales, Aspergillaceae. The transcript has a single exon. The record is from RefSeq and is a predicted model, not a curated record. The coding region runs from base 1 to 396 and encodes 131 amino acids.
AUGAUCCAACCAGGUAUGUUCUCCCGCCCCGAUGGCUCCAACAUCGCAGAGAUCGACACGAAGGAGUUUGUCCACUGGGUGACGGUAGACUUCAGCAAAUUUGGCGGACGAACUAGGCCCAAUAGCGGCGAGAGCAUGAUGCGUCUGAUGGCUGAGCAGUGCAGAUCUGGAGUAGCCACUAUUACAUCCGUGCCUCAGCAUCAUAUUCGGCCAUGCUGUCUCUCAUUGCCCGUCGUCGGAAAUGCCGAGCUCGUACAUGUUCAUAUUCUGUGGCGUGCAGCUGAGCUUGCUGAUUGGCAUUGGGAGGAGAUUAUGGCCGGUAAGGAGACGCUUGAUACUAAGCGCGUUCUAGGCGAUGCUCCACGGUUGUCUCGUAAAAGGGUGAAUGGGGCUUAA